Molecule: messenger RNA, 3213 nt
Organism: Penaeus monodon (black tiger shrimp)
Lineage: Eukaryota; Metazoa; Arthropoda; Malacostraca; Decapoda; Penaeidae
Gene: Sec23
Product: protein transport protein Sec23A-like
Exons: 19
Coding region: 177-2798 (873 amino acids)
Biological process (GO): COPII-coated vesicle budding; COPII-coated vesicle cargo loading; intracellular protein transport
Cellular component (GO): COPII vesicle coat; endoplasmic reticulum exit site
Molecular function (GO): zinc ion binding; GTPase activator activity
Source: RefSeq, a predicted model, not a curated record
CAGUGGCGACGUGGAACUCGUGCCGUAGGGACGUGUUGCCCUCGAACUCAUACUUCCUUUUCACUCAUUCUCACCUCCUGCACCUCCAGAAACCGGACACACAGCACCAGCAAGGUCCUUUAUUAUAGAGGUGCAGUUACAGAGAGUAGGCCUAUUACAUCUAUCUUCCUUGCAAUAUGUCUUCAGGGGCCCUAAUGUAUGGGUACCAACCACAAGCAGCGGCGCAAGCCCAGCAAUACCAGCAACAGCCGGGACAUGAGCAAUUCCAACAGCAACAACAGGGUUACCAGCCACAGGCACAGCAAGGAUACCAACCCCAAGCUCAAAUGGGAUACCAACCCCAGGGUCAGCAGGGCUAUCAACCUCAGCAGCAGCAGUAUGGACACCCACAACAGCAACAGCAACAGCAACAGUACCAGCAGGAACAGUAUGGAGCCCCACAGCAACAGCAACAGCAGCAGCCACAGCCACAGCAGUCUUCUUUUCAAGAUUUCAUUGAAUCCCAAGAGACAAAAGAAGGCGUACGCUUUUCCUGGAAUGUGUGGCCAUCAAGCCGGAUUGAAGCUACUCGCAUGGUGGUCCCAGUUGCUGCUGCAUUCACACCCCUGAAGAAACGAGAUGACUUGCCCCCAAUCUGUUAUGAACCCCUGAAGUGCACUCAGUCACAGUGCGGGGCCAUCCUGAACCCUCUCUGUCAGGUUGACUACCGAUCAAAGAUGUGGGUAUGCUGCUUCUGUUUCCAGCGCAAUCCAUUCCCAAGUAGCUAUGCAUCCAUCAGUGAGCAGAGUCAACCAGCUGAGCUUUUCCCUCAAUAUUCAACAAUUGAGUAUACUAUUAUGAGGCAGCAGAAUAUGCCACCAGUUUUCCUUUUUGUGGUUGACACCUGUGUUGAUGAGGAAGAGUUGUCAGCCCUAAAGGAAUCAAUUACAAUGUCCCUCACACUCAUGCCAGCUAAUGCCCUGGUGGGAUUAAUCACCUUUGGACGUCAUGUACAUGUUCACGUAUUAGCAAAUGAAGUUUUAAGGAAGCAGUACGUGUUUCCAGGACACAAAGACCAGACAGCAAAGUCUGUACAAGAAUACCUUGGGGUUGGACUGAAGGCUACACAAACACAGAUGCCAGGCCAGGCUGCUCCUGCACCUCAACCUGGUCAGAUGAACAACAGGUUCUUGCAGCCAGUGCAGGAGUGUGAGAUUAUGCUAGUAGACAUCCUGACUGACCUCCGCCGUGACCCCUGGCCAGUAUCCUCAGGAAAGCGACCUUUGCGUGCAACAGGAUCUGCUCUGUCUAUUGCUGUUGGUCUGCUAGAGGCAUGUUACCCCAAUACUGGAGCUCGUAUCAUGACUUUCUUGGGAGGAGCGUGCUCUGUAGGCCCAGGAAUGGUUGUGGAUGAUGAUUUGCGCAGACCUAUCCGUUCACAUCAUGAUAUUGAGAAGGACAACUGUAAGUACAUGAAAAAGGCUAUCAAGUUCUAUGAAGCACUAGCCAAGAGGUCUUCUGAUAACGGACACAUUAUUGACCUGUAUGCAUGUGCCCUGGAUCAGGUUGGACUGCACGAAAUGAAGUAUUGUUCCACUUACACAGGAGGUCACAUGGUUCUGGGAGACUCAUUCCAGUCAUCCCUGUUUAGGACAACAUUCCAAAGGGUGUUUGCCCGUGACGAGAAGGGUAACUUGGAGAUGGCAUUCAAUGCCACUCUUGAGGUGAAGACUUCUCGGGAACUUAAAAUUGCGGGUGCACUUGGCCCAUGUGUGUCUGCCAAUGAAAAAGGACCAAAUGUUGCUGAAACUGAAAUUGGCAUUGGGAAUACCACCAAGUGGAAGAUGUGUGGUUUAGGACCAAGCACUACUGUGGCCAUAUUCUUUGAGGUAGCCAACCAGCAAGGCUCAGACAUUCCAGGCACAAGAGGACAUGUUCAGUUCAUUACUAGAUACCAGCACGCCUCAGGACAGACGAGGGUCAGAGUCACAACAGUCGCACGAAAUUGGGCAGAUGCACAGACAGGGCAGCAAUUCAUUUCCCUUGGUUUUGACCAAGAAGCAGCUGCUGUGCUUAUGGCACGCUUAGCAGUCAACAGAUCAGAGACUGAUCAGGAUGGAACAGAUGUCCUGCGUUGGGUGGACAGGAUGUUGAUUAGGCUUUGUCAGAAGUUUGGUGAUUUCACUCCGAACGACCCCAAUAGUUAUCGCUUCCACGAUACAUUCACACUUUAUCCUCAAUUCAUGUUCCAUCUGAGACGUUCACAGUUCCUCCAAGUAUUUAACAACUCGCCAGAUGAAACCUCUUUCUACAGAUGCAUGCUGAACCGUGAGACUGUGACAGAGUGCCUAACCAUGAUCCAGCCCGUAUUGUGCAGUUACUCCUUCCAAGGUGUUGAGCCUGUUAUGCUUGACACUUCCUCCAUUCAGCCGGAUCGCAUAUUGCUCCUGGACACCUUCUUCCAUGUGCUUAUCUUCCUUGGAGAGACAAUGGCAGCCUGGAAGAGGGAGGGUUACCAUGAACAAGAAGAAUAUGCAGUCUUCAAAGAACUCUUACAAUCUCCAGUGGAUGAUGCUCAAGAUAUCCUGGCAACCAGGUUCCCUAUUCCACGUUAUGUUGAGACAGAGCAAGGAGGAUCACAGGCUCGGUUCCUUCUUUCCAAAGUGAAUCCUUCUCAAACACACAACAAUGCUUUGUAUGGGUCUGCGAUCCCAGACCCCAAUUCUACGGAUGGUGGUGCCCCAGUUCUCACAGAUGAUGUCAGCUUACAGGUCUUCAUGGAACACUUGAAGAAGCUGGCAGUAACGUCAAAUGCAUAAAAGCAAUCUUAGCCAAUUUUACUGCAAAUAAGUAUGACUCUUUGCCCAUAAAGUAUCAGUUCUCCAGAUUAAAAAUUUAAAUUUUAAUGAUGCAAUCAUUGUUUCUUCAGACACAGAAAUCCUAGCAUCACAGAUAAAUUAUAUUUCAGGAUUUUUAAUACUUCGGUGACUACUCGGUGAUUUAUAUUUAAGCUUCUUGUACAAGGCAGUGUCUUAAUCUUGGAAGUGGGUUUCUAUUUCAAUAUCAGAUGAUAACAGGUGGCAAAGAAAAUCAAGUGUUGUGCAAGUGGUACAUUAAGAGGAUUUAAAUAAGAAAAAUUUUGAAGAGAUUUUAUUUUAUUUGUUAAUCUUACCACAAUAUAUUAUUAUCUUCAGUUGCUGUAAUGUGUUAAAUAAAAUAAAACAUUUAAAUUAU